AUGGAGAUCUUUAGUACCACCACACUGUUAUUAAUUGUCUGUUUGAUCUUCCUGAUCUUAAGUAUCACACAUGCCAGGAAGCACCAGAACAAAGGUAGACUGCCACCGGGGCCCACCCCACUGCCCAUUAUUGGAAACAUUCUCCAACUAAAUGGAAAAGAGGUCUUCAAGUCGCUCAAUAAGCUGAGUGAGAAGUAUGGCCCGGUAUAUACCAUUCAUAUGGGCAUGGAAACAGUUGUCGUGCUCUGCAGCUGUGAUGCAGUCAAGGAGGCCCUCAUUGAUAACGCAGAUGAUUUCGGUGCUCGAGGACACAUGCCUCUACUGGAAAGGAUAAGCUCAGGAGGACAUGGAGUGGUCGCCAGUAAUGGGGAACGAUGGAAACAGCUACGACGAUUUUCUCUGAUGACCCUCAGAAAUUUUGGAAUGGGUAAAAAAAGUAUUGAAGAGAGAAUCCAGGAAGAGGCCUACUUCCUUAUAGAAGAAUUUAGGAAAACCAGCUGUAAGUCUCUGGAUCCAACUUUCUAUUUCUCCAAGGCAGUUUCAAACGUCAUCUGCUCAGUGGUGUUUGGAAGUCGGUUUGAGUAUGAGGACAAAACUUUUCUCAAGCUUUUGGGUUUUUUACAUGAAAUUUUUAAAGGUUUUAGCUCUGUCUGGGGACAGAUGUACAACGUGUUUCCCAAAGUGGUUGGAAAGAUUCCGGGACCUCACCAAAAAAUGUUUAAAGCUAUUGAUGGCAUUCAGAAAUUUAUUGAAGAAAGGGUGAAAAUGCAUAAAGAAACCCUGGAUCCAAGUUCUCCUCGAGACUUCAUUGAUUGCUUCCUCUUAAAGAUGGAGCAGGAAAAAGAUGUGCCACAAACUGAAUUUCACAAGAAAGGCAUUGUGAAUACCACAUUCGAUUUGUUUGGUGCUGGUACAGAAACUGUCAGUACAACGUUGCGUUACGGACUGUUGAUUCUGCUCAAACAUGCAGAUGUUGAAGAACGCAUCCACAAAGAGAUAGACCAAGUCAUUGGUCGGAACCGGGCUCCUUGUAUUGAAGAUCGAUCUCGUAUGCCAUAUAUGGAUGCUGUGAUCCAUGAGAUUCAGAGAUUCAUUGAUCUCAUCCCAAUGGGAAUCCCACACAAAGCGACUCGUGACGUGCACUUCCGAGAUUUCAUCAUUCCAAAGGACACCACUGUAUAUACCAUGCUCAGCUCUGUUCUCCAAGACCCCAAGCAGUUUAAAUACCCUAAUGAAUUUAAUCCUGGACAUUUCUUGGAUGAAAGUGGGAAGUUCCGUCGGAACGAUGGGUACAUGCCCUUUUCUUCAGGGAAGAGGAUCUGUGUGGGUGAAGGUCUUGCAAAAAUGGAGCUCUUCCUGUUUUUCACCACAAUUUUACAGAACUUCACCUUGAGAUCCCCGGUAGACCCCGAAGACCUAGACCUUACACCACAAAUGAGUGGAUUUGGAAACAUGCCAUGUACCUAUGAACUAUGCUUCAUCCCACGCUAA
Molecule: messenger RNA, 1491 nt
Organism: Staurois parvus
Lineage: Eukaryota; Metazoa; Chordata; Amphibia; Anura; Ranidae
Source: the annotation of a GenBank genome assembly